Messenger RNA from Mauremys reevesii (Reeves's turtle), 420 nucleotides. RefSeq names its product IQ motif containing J (gene IQCJ). The annotation marks the transcript as partial. The record is from RefSeq and is a predicted model, not a curated record. The transcript has 4 exons. NCBI's taxonomy places the organism in Eukaryota, Metazoa, Chordata, Testudines, Geoemydidae.
CUGCAGGAAGAACCCAAAAGGCUGCAGCAUACCUUAGAACAAGUUAGUGAUGACAAAUAUUUACUUGAAAGCCAUCAGAUUGCUAUGGAUGUGGAGAAUAAUGUCGAAAAAUAUCCUAUCAACUUGCAGCCCCUGGAAUCAAAAGUGAAAAUUAUUCAGCGAGCAUGGCGCAAAUAUCUGCAGCAUCAGGAUUUGCUGCACCAGGACCAGCUGGAGAAGCGCAGUCCAUCACCACAUUCCUUGUCAUCUGACAAAAUGAGCAGUUCGAUCAGCAUGAACACUUUUUCCGUUGGCAGCACUCCUGUCUCCAAGACUCUGAAAAUCAAGCAACAGAAUUUCGUAUAAUCUGCUACCUUUUGCACAGAAACAACAAAAUACUAUAGUAUUAAGCACACAGCUCUUCUGAAGGGCCCUUUUUAG